CGGGGCGGGCACCCUCCCUGUCAGGCAGCGCGAGGAGCCGAGAGCGCCCGGUGCGCAGCAGCGGGGAGGGUGAGCGGCCGGCGCCACGGAAGCUCCAGGCGGGAAUGGAGAGCCGAGAGUUGUCAGGCCCCUCCGCGCUGACCGAAGUGACCGAUGAGCAGGCGACGACAGAUGUACGCAGGCCCCUUGUGCUCAAGAUCCGCAACAUGCAGGACAUGAGGGAGUCUGAGGAGGACGCGGAGGCGCCGGAGAAGGCGGGCGAGCACGACCGGCGAGACAGGCGCAAGGGGCGUGAUGAGUCCGGCAGGCCCCGCAAGUCCGGCGGAGCCUACGACCCCUGCGACCCCUGCGACCCCUGCGACCCCUGCGAUCCCUGCGACCCCUGCGACCCCUGCGAUCCCUGCGACCCCCCCUGCGACCCCUGCGACCCCUACGACCCCUGCGACCCCUGCGAUCCCUGCGAUCCCUACGAGCCCUACGAGCCCCACAGGCCCUGCGAGCCCGACGAGCCUGACGAGCCCGACGAGCCCGACGAGCCCUAUGGACCCUGCGAGCCCCAUGAGCCCCACGGCCACUACAAGCCCUACGAGCCGCGUGCGCCUCGCGCGUCCCACAAGGCCCACAAGGCCCGCAAGGCCCGUAAGCCCCACCAGCCCCGCAAGUCCAUCCAGGUCGAAGAAAUCCAGUUUCCUCCCGGGACGGCAGUGAUGAUCUCCCCGUCUCUGAUCACCAGAGCCCCGGCGCGGCCUCAGCGGUCUUCCCUGCGCGCAAAUCUUGUCUACGGUGGCUUUACAAGGACACGUUCUUUUUCUAGGAAGAAAAUGCAAGAACUUUCUAGGCCUAAAAAGCAAUGGGGAACUCCAGAUAGACAACUGUUGUGGGGAAAUCAGGAUUCGAUUCGCCCUGUUUCCCAGGGUGCUUUGCAGGCUCAGCUGACCCAAAGGCUUGAAGACCUUGCACAGCACAAGAAAGUCUCCUGCCUCUACAUACCUAACAGGGCUCAAUAUUACUACAGCUGUGGAAGAGGGUCUGUAAUUUGGGCAAUCCCCCCAUCUGCACUGGUUAGCCGACCCUCCAAAAGGAUCCAGAGGCUGGCACAGCCCAACAGAUUCAAAAGACAGUAUCUACCAGAUAGAUCAUCAAGCAAUUACUCAACAAGAGGGUCUCUUCAACUCCCUGAUCCUUCUCCCCGGAUAUUACGACUCUCCAUAGCCAAAGGCACAAAUCCGGACUAUCUUCCUCCAAAAGACAUUGCAACCAAUAUUCCAGUUUCUACCCUGCAUGCUAUUGCAUCUCCAAGAAUUGUAGACCUUGCCCACCCAAGGCUCAAGAUAGAGGGCCUGUGCUAUGAAAGACAAAGAAGUGAACUGCCCAUCCGUCCCGUAGCCCUGGCCGCCAAGCAAGCCGUUGCUGGCCCCCGAACAAUCGCUCUAGCCAAGCCCAAGCCUCUUCAUCGAGAUUAUCUCCCCAUCCGGGAUACCUACUGGCCAGUGUCUUACGCUGCCACCCACUGCAGAGUGUCGCCCAGAAUCUAUGAACUAGCUAAUCCAAAUGCAAGGUCUCCUAUGCAUAUUGUGUACUACGACCCAGAGGUCUUUAACGUCAAGCCGUCUGCUUUGAAAGCUCAAUGUUCCCAGAGGGUCCGGGCGUUGUCACAGCCUCUUAUACGUUAACUGCAGACAGCCACAUCCGUUAGACCCCAGUUAUCUAUUGAGAACACAUAACUUAAGAUGACUUAGUUCCCUAUUAAGGUACUGUCAGUUUAUAUUCUGUCCCCUUAAAAAAAAAAAAGAAAGAUCUCCAGGAAACAGCACCAUGAUCUUCAAAUAGCCACUGCUGCUGUGACCUGUCUACCUGUCAUCGUGUGCUUAGCAGAUGUGGGGACUCUGGCAUGCAAUAAAAGGGACAAUGAGAGCCUG
Microcebus murinus (gray mouse lemur) is the source of this 1919-nucleotide messenger RNA. NCBI's taxonomy places the organism in Eukaryota, Metazoa, Chordata, Mammalia, Primates, Cheirogaleidae. The record is from RefSeq and is a predicted model, not a curated record.